AUUUUUGACAAUGACAUUUUGAAUCAGCAGCGCUGUCAAAGUUGUUUUGUUGUCGUAUUGUCGUCGUUUCCGUGGUACAUAAUUUUAAAUAAUCUAUUCGUAAUAGAGCCAAAUACUCUAGAAAUUACACCAUUAAUCUGCCGGUUACCGAAGGAGGAACAAUCCACUUGCACCGCUUUGGACUCUACAUUUUUGAGGUUAUAUUGUUUGUUUUGGAAGUGAAAUUAUCUAAAUAAGAUGGUUUGUGAGAAAUGCGAAAAGAAACUAGGUCGUGUGAUCACGCCAGACCCGUGGAAAGCUGGCGCGAGGAAUACUGUGGAGUCUGGCGGCAGAAAAGUUGGUGAAAACAAGGCUUUGACGGCGAAAAAGGGGCGGUUCAACCCUUACACUGCGAAGUUCCAGGAAUGCAAGAUUUGCCGAUGUAAAGUUCACCAAGUCGGCUCACAUUACUGCCAAGCGUGUGCGUACAAGAAAGGCAUCUGUGCAAUGUGCGGCAAGAAGAUAUUGGACACAAAGAACUAUCGGCAGAGCUCAACGUAACUGGCAAUAUUAGUGUACCUACUUUAAGAUUGUAUAAAUUGUUCGGUUAGUAAGCAAUUGUGUAUGGUUGGGUUUUACCAAUACUUAAGCAAUAAUUGAGAUGUUUAGAUUUUAUAUACUCACAAUAUGGGAUCUUUCCAAUACGGAUUAAGCAGGAUAUCAGAUGUACUUUUGAAAAAGAAACAUAGUUACCUCUUUUGUGGUCUUAUUAUGGUACAACUGAAGUCCUGAUCAAAAUGUAUUUUUAAAGAGCCUUAUGAUCAUAAUAUUACCACAAGGUGCAAAAAAUGUGCAUCCCUGUUGUGCAGGAUUUGGAGUAAAGGCAAGUCCAGGCCAUGAUUGCGAGCAGGUUAGAUUGUGUGUAUGGCCUAUGAAUGGAAUGAAGCAGGGAUGACUCACUUAUAAUGCCUAAAGCUUAAUUAUGGGAUUUGGAAUUGAAAUUAAUGACAAAAUAUAAAUAUUUCAUUUUUAAUUAUAUUAUUACCUACAUUUAUUUAUUGUAAUGAAAUACAUUGUACAAUACUUGUUCAACUAAUAUACAUCUAAGUGAAAUUGUUACUAACAAAGUCUUAGUUUUUUGAAUAAAGAAUAUUAUUA
Molecule: messenger RNA, 1137 nt
Organism: Ostrinia nubilalis (European corn borer)
Lineage: Eukaryota; Metazoa; Arthropoda; Insecta; Lepidoptera; Crambidae
Product: cysteine-rich PDZ-binding protein
Exons: 2
Coding region: 238-540 (100 amino acids)
Biological process (GO): cytoplasmic microtubule organization
Cellular component (GO): dendrite
Molecular function (GO): microtubule binding; PDZ domain binding
Source: RefSeq, a predicted model, not a curated record